CCCGCCGGGCGGUUGAGGGGGCGGGGCCUCGGGGGUGUGGAUGCGGAGCGGGUGUCCCAGGCGGCGGGGAGCGGAGCCCGGAGCGCCGUGGAAAGCAUUGGACACUUUUCUACCUUGCUGAUGGCAUUUUAAAUGUAUUUGUCAAUUUUCCCAAAUUUUAACUGAAGACAGUUCUUGAGGACUAAAGUGAGUUUGCCAGUUAUCAGGCUUUCAGGAUGAAUUUGGAAAAGCUCAGCAAGCCCGAACUCCUCACACUUUUUAGUAUUCUUGAAGGAGAGCUUGAAGCAAGGGACCUUGUUAUAGAAGCUUUAAAGGCCCAGCACAGAGAUACUUUUAUUGAAGAACGCUAUGGGAAAUAUAAUAUCAGUGAUCCUUUGAUGGCUCUACAGAGAGACUUUGAAACACUGAAGGAGAAAAGUGAUGGUGAAAAGCAGCCGGUCUGCACAAACCCACUGUCCAUUCUCAAGGUGGUGAUGAAACAGUGCAAGAACAUGCAGGAGCGCAUGCUGUCCCAGCUGGCUGCUGCCGAGAGCAGGCACCGAAAGGUGAUCUUAGACCUUGAGGAAGAAAGGCAAAGGCAUGCACAGGAUACAGCUGAAGGAGAUGAUGUCACCUACAUGCUAGAGAAGGAAAGAGAGAGACUGACUCAACAGCUGGAAUUUGAAAAGUCCCAAGUGAAAAAGUUUGAAAAAGAGCAGAAGAAGCUCUCUAGUCAGCUGGAAGAGGAGCGCUCCCGCCACAAGCAACUCUCAUCUAUGCUGGUACUUGAAUGCAAGAAAGCCACCAGCAAGGCAGCCGAGGAGGGCCAGAAAGCAGGAGAACUGAGCCUGAAAUUGGAGAAGGAGAAGAGCCGGGUGAGUAAACUGGAGGAAGAGUUAGCAGCUGAGAGAAAGCGAAGCUUGCAGACUGAAGCCCAGGUGGAGAAGCAGUUGUCUGAGUUUGACAUCGAAAGGGAACAACUGAGAGCCAAACUGAACCGAGAAGAGAACCGAACCAAAACGUUGAAAGAAGAAAUGGAAAGCUUGAAAAAGAUAGUGAAGGACCUAGAGGCUUCUCACCAGCACAGUGGCCCUAAUGAGCAGCUGAAGAAAACAGCAACUAUGUCCAAAGCCACAGCGACUGAGCCUCUCAUGCUUAUGUCUGUACUUUGCCAAACAGAGAGUUUUCAGGCAGAAAGAAUCCACAGGAGCAACGUUGCCAAGGUGACACACACUGGCCUGCCCGGUCCUACCACACCUACUUACUAUUAUGCAAAAACCAAUGGCCAUUGCGAACCAGAAGUACAGACUACCAGGGAGCUCGUUGUAGGCAACAGUGUAGAAAACCAAGUGUCUCCACGGGAAAAAUCUGUGGCAUUGGCCCAAGAGAAACCAGUGGAGAAUGGUGGGUGUCCUGUGGGAAUUGAGACUCCAGUCCAAAUGCCCAGCCACCUCCCCUCCAGUGGGAGCUCACCAUCUCCCAGCAGCACAGCCUCCUCCUCUCUAACAUCCUCUCCUUGUUCUUCACCAGUACUAACUAAGCGUUUACUGGGGUCAUCAGCCAGCAGCCCCGGCUACCAGUCAUCCUACCAAGUAGGGAUCAACCAGCGGUUCCAUGCAGCUCGACACAAAUUUCAGUCCCAAGCAGAUCAGGACCAGCAAGUCAGUGGUCUACAGAGUCCUCCAUCCAGGGACCUGUCCCCCACCCUCAUAGACAACUCGGCCGCCAAGCAGCUGGCCCGAAACACAGUCACUCAGGUGCUCUCCAGAUUCACUAACCAACAAGGACCAAUCAAGCCAGUCUCUCCCAACAGCUCGCCCUUUGGCACAGACUAUCGAAAUUUGGCCAACACUGCCAAUCCAAGAGGUGACACCAGCCAUUCACCUACUCCAGGGAAGGUAUCCAGUCCUCUGAGCCCCCUGUCUCCAGGAAUCAAGUCCCCUACCAUUCCCAGAGCUGAGAGAGGAAACCCUCCACCUAUCCCACCCAAGAAACCUGGUCUCACCCCCUCUCCAUCUGCUACCACUCCACUAACCAAAACUCAUUCCCAGGCAUCCUCUUUGACCACUACAGAAGACCUUGCCAGCAGCUGUUCUUCUAAUGCUAUCGUAGCCAAUGGCAAGGAUGUUGAGAUACUUUUGCCUACCAGCAGCUAGUCCCUAGGAGGAAGUCUCCACUUUUGACAUUCCAUCAGAUUUCGUCCAAAAGCUCAGAGCCAGACUGUUGAAUCAGAUUAUGUUAUUUAUUUUGAUAGUAGCUGAACCCAUCUGUAUAAUACAUUUAGUGUAUUUCACUUUUUGUAUUUUUUUAAGUAGGAACUGAGUAGAUUGGAUUUUUAUGGCUCAUAUCUUUUUACUGAAGCUAAAAGGGCACCUCAAAGACAUCUCAAGCUCAGCAGUCACCGUCAUGUUGUGUUGGAGAAAGCUAAUUGAGUACCAGGUGGUGAUUUGCUGUCUAUUUUAGGACUAGAAUCACUCAACACUCAUUUUGAAUUAUGCAGAAGUGGUUCAUGCAGAUUUUUAUUCCAGAUGAAUAUGUUUUUUAAGUGCCUGAUAUAUGACUGUCAUAUGAAUGUGAUUCUGCAGCAAAAACAGAAACGGAUCAUUUACUUGCAGAAAAUGAGAUCCUCUGUGAAUUCUGAAUGUUGAGAAACCAACACUGCUUUUAAUCCUCUUUUACUGUUUUUAAACAAGCUUUGUGUUCUGAAACAAGGCUGAAUAAGUAGAAUGGGAAUCCUUCUAAAGGUGGGUGUGAACUCACCACAAAGCUGAGCUUUUAUAGAGCCCUUGAGAGCCCUCCUGAGCACUAAGCAGUUGAGGUGCUGAUUUUCUUGUACUUUUGAAAAAUUAAGUCACUCCCAGUUUCCUGCGUAAAGUCUUGAAUAGAAUGAAAUCACAUCUCCAUUCAAAAAAAAUGUGUUUCAUGCAUCUACUGUCAUUUAAGGAACUUCUGAUUCUGAUUGCUGUUACUUGAAUAGGAAAUGGUUACUCAUUCUGUUUAAAAGUUUUGCAACAGAAUGAAAUAUUUACUCUGUAAUCAAAAAGCAAUAACUUAAAAUUCACUCUCCUUAUAAUGUUAUAAGUUAGAAUUACACAAGUUUUACCAAAUUGUUACUUUUAUUCUCCAAGCUGCCAGCACUUGGUGUCUGUAUCCGUGGAACCAAAUUAACUUUUGCGUAAAUGGAAGUAUAGAUACAUACCCCUUUUACAUGUUUAACAUACACACACUUAAACACAUAAAUAUUAGUGUGCUAAUAUCUUUGAAGUUUGCAAUAUAACAUAAAGGACAAGCAGAAUUGCACAUUAAGAUUACCUACCAAAAGCAACUCAAUGUGGCUGGGACCCCAUCAAAGGGGAGGACUCUUGUUCCCAGAGUGAUAGAGAAAUUCAGGGUCAUCAGCCUCAUAAAAGGGCAGGGAAACUAAACCCAUCUCACAAAAUGAAAUUUGAGUGAGCCAUAAAAAUGAGUGAAACAAGCCACUCACUCAGGUAAAACAGCUGGGAGUAGGGGGAGCUGUGGCAAACUGAAGUUCCCAAGUGCCAUUUAAAUGAGGUGUCUCACUGAGGAGGCUCGUGCCUAUAAUCCCAGCACUUUGGGAGGAUUACUUGAGCCCAGGAGUUCAAGACUAGCCUGGGCAACAUAGCAAGACCCUGUCUGUACACAAAAUUUAAAAGUUAGCCAGAUGUGGUAGUGUGCAUCUGUAGUCCCUAGAUACUUGGGAGACUGAGGCAGAAGGAUUACUUGACUGCUGGAGUUCAAGGCUGCAAUAAGCCAUGAUCACACCACUUCAGCCAGCCCAGGUGAUAGAGUGAGACCCUACCUCUAAAAAUAAUAAAAAGGGCACCUCAUCAUCUCCACCUGUUUUUUGCUGUGCAAGAAUGCUAGACCACACUCUGGGAGGCCAAGGCGAGUGGAUUGCUUGAGCUCAUGAGUUGGAGAGCAGCCUGAGCAAAAGUGAGACCCCAUCUCUACUAAAAAUAGAAAAAAAAUGAGGCAAGAGGAUCACUUGAGCCCAGGAGUUAGAGGUUGUUGUGAGCCAUGAUGCCACAGCACUCUAACCAGGGCAACAGCUUGAGACUCUGUCUCAAAAAUAAAUAAAUAAAUAAAUACUAGACCAAGAUUACUAGCUCUUCAAAUUUUUAUGAAAUCUAAAUUUUCAUAAGAAACAUUCACAUUUUUAAAUAUUAAGAACUGAUUUUAAAAAUUAUUUUAAACCCUGCAGGUUAAACGAACACUUUUGCAGACGGAUUUACCUUACAGGCUCCUAAGUUGUAACAUCUUUCAUUCUGGAAAUCUGACAGUUUAUUUGGACAGUCACCUCCAGAAUUUGAAAUUGUGUAGACUAGUAUAGCUGACAGAGUCCAUAGACGGUAAUGAUUAUCCUCAGGACCUUCCACAACAUAGCUCAGACAUGGUAGGUGUAUGAUUUUAUGUCCAUAAGGAAGGCCAGGUCUUGGUGUCUGCACACAAAUUCUAACCAACAUCUCUCCACCAGUCUUUGGCCUCCUGCUAUAAGUUAAGUCUCUUUUAGUCCAAUAUGAGUUGAUAGGGAAAGGGGAGGUGAUGGAAAUCUAAGCAUAAAUCACAAUGGAAUAUACUGGUGACCCCCACAGCUCGUAGUUUGAUCAAGGCAAAUAUAUCAGAAAUCAAAAUGCUACUACCCAGGAUGCCUACCAAAAUUAUGUAGGAAAUAUUUUAAAACUGUCCAAAGCAAUCAUGCAUCGAACUUUAUUGCCAUACAUAGCCAAAAUGAACAGUGUUGAUAAAAUAGCUAAUCUUUCUAAAUAGGCGAGGGGGCUAUCAUGCCAGAGUGUUGUUAUCUCUCUUGCUUUAAAUGGUAAUCUUAAAGGUGCAUUGUGCUCUUCCUUUGUUUUGGGAUAGAUAUAUAUAGAGAGAGAUACUAUAAGGAAGUUUAUUUCUUAGGAAAUGCACUGAGUAACGUAUUUCUUUUACAGUGUAAUAUGGGGGUGGGAAUAUACAAAAGAAAUGUGUAUUUUUGCUAGUUGCCUAUCUUCUGAGAUAAAUAAGCACAAUUCUGCAAUGAAUCCAAUAAUCCAGUUAGGUAUUAUAGAUUAGGACUUAAGUUUGCUGUAGAUUGUAUGUGUGUGCUAAGUAAAAAAAUCCAUGAUUCACAAUUUUGGUAUUAACCCAUGUUGCAAAAGCUGUAUUAUUUAUUGGUCAACAGAUUGUCAUGAUGUGCAACAAAAUAACACAAGCAUUAACUAGUCAUUAACAUUUGUAAAAUCAAAUACACCAUGCAGAGGUCUCCAUAAUUUUUAUAGCAAACUACAUUAAAACAAGUUAAAUC
This is a messenger RNA of Nycticebus coucang (slow loris), 5287 nucleotides long. It is a transcript of the gene CTTNBP2NL, whose product is annotated as CTTNBP2 N-terminal like. The coding region runs from base 216 to 2135 and encodes 639 amino acids. The transcript has 6 exons. Lineage: Eukaryota; Metazoa; Chordata; Mammalia; Primates; Lorisidae. The record is from RefSeq and is a predicted model, not a curated record.